UUCAUUGUUGCAUAACACAACUUUUUUUUUUUCCUUUUUGUUUCCUAGGACACAGUUCUCGAUCAUUUGUUGGGCAGACUGGAAGAUAAGCUUGUCAAUUGCUUACUUCGGGCCCCUCUUGACAGAGAUUAUCUUCAGUUUAUGUGUACCCAGGAGAUGGUCAUAAUGUCAGCAUUGUCAAGCCAGAUUGAAGUUCCUCAGGCAGUGUAUGAUCUCCUUGUUGAGCUGCACCGUCUGGUCUCAGACCAAAAUCCUACUCAGUUUCAGAGGAUCGUUCACAUGGAGAGGGGAGAUUUUGGCCGCCCCCGUUUUAUAAUUGAGAGGGACCAUGUGUGUCAGCUUUUGGAAAUGGGACAGUCAGUAAGCUGCAUUGCGACGCUGUUUGGGGUGUCAAGGUGGACCUUGCACAGGCGCAUGACAGACUGGAAUCUUUCCAUGAGACAGAUGUACAGUCAGUUGAGUGAUGCUGAACUUAAUGAUGUGGUUCGCGACAUCCUUUCCCGAAACCAAAAUGCUGGAUACAGAAGAAUGUUGGGCCUGUUAACUGCAAGAGGACAUAGAGUUCAGUGGGCAAGGGUACGUGCAUCUAUGCAUCAAGUGGACACAGCAGGGAUUGUCUCACGAAUAACCCAGUUGGGUUGCAUAGUUCGCAGGACAUACUCUGUUCCAGGGCCCAGAUCACUGGUGCAUAUAGACACCAACCACAAGCUAAUCAGGUACAACAUUGUCAUUUUUGGCGGUAUCGAUGGCUUCUCAAGGAAGAUAAUGUACUUGAAUGCUGCAAACAACAACAAAGCAUCAACAAACCUGUCCUUCUCCGAAGCCGUAGAGAAAUUUGGUUUGCCUCAAAGGGUGAGGGGAGACCAAGGGGUCGAAAACAUUGAUGUGGCCCGACUGAUGUUUGACAUACGAGGAGCAGAAACAGGCAGCUUUAUUGCUGGGAAAAGUGCCCAUUAUCAGCGAAUUGAAAGGCUCUGGCGGGAUGUCUUCACAGCAGUGACAGGCUUUUUCUACAGUGCCCUGCACCAGGCAGAGGAGGAUGGCCUGCUGGAUUUGUCUAGCAAUCUCAACCUCUUCUGUUGUCACUAUGUUUUCAUUCCACGUUUGCAAGCCAGACUGGAUGAAUUCAGGGAUGGCUGGGACAAUCACCCUCUGUCAACAGAGGGAAAUCGCACUCCCAAUCAACUGUGGUUCUUAGGCCAAUACCACAACUCAGAAGACCACAUUGAUGAGGUGGCUUUCAAGGUGUGUCGACCCUUGCCCACUGAGUGA
Molecule: messenger RNA, 1272 nt
Organism: Gadus morhua (Atlantic cod)
Lineage: Eukaryota; Metazoa; Chordata; Actinopteri; Gadiformes; Gadidae
Exons: 6
Coding region: 142-1272 (376 amino acids)
Biological process (GO): DNA integration
Source: RefSeq, a predicted model, not a curated record